AACAUGUUGGUAUAAAUCACUGCUGGGGGUGGAGAUAAGCACAGUCUGCUGUUUAUUCCAGGAGUACACUUCUAUAAAAGAUCUGCUGCUCAAAACUGUACAACUUCCUUUUUGUUGUCUUUCAAACGACAUUACUGACUUUGGAUAUUUAAUAUCUCACGAUGUGUAAAGGACUCGCAACACUCCCUGCAACAUGCUUGAAAAGUGCCAAGGACAUCAAGCACAAAAUAAGCUUCUUACUCCAGAAGCCUGAGCCUCAAGCAGGGGAGCAGAAGGAGGUAAAAGAGAAAACUUCCACUGCUGCUGCUGCAAAAAGGCUGCCUGAUGCUACUGAGGUGGAGAAAUGGAAGGAGUCCUUCAGUCAUGUGAUUGCCACUGAAGCUGGGCGUCUGGUCUUCACCGGCUUCCUCAGGUCCGAGUUCAGCCAGGAAAACAUUGACUUCUGGAUUGCUUGUGAGGACUACAAGAAGACUCAACCUUCCAAGCAGGCCAGCAGAGCAAAGCAGAUCUACCAGCAGUAUGUUGAGGCAGAUGCACCCAAUGAGGUUAAUCUGGAUGCAGUGACCAGAGAGAAAACAAAGCGGGCUGUCGAGAACGCCAGCCCAUCUUGUUUUGAAGAGGCUCAGAAGAUGAUCUACAACUUGAUGGAAAAGGACUCCUACAGACGUUUCCUCCAAUCCAAACUGAUUCAAGAUCUGUGCCAGAAAGAGACUUGCAGUCUUCUGGAGAAGAAAAACUGUAACUGGGCUGACAGCAGGCAGGUGUUAGCUGGUGGUGCAUAAAGACAAAGAAAGAAGAAAAGAUUUAAAGGAGGUGCCAAAGAUUGAAAUGCAUGACUGAGCUAGAUUAGGAGACUAUUGAAUAGAAAAAAAUGGUUUUCAAUGUGACUUCAAAAGACAACUGUAGGUGGCUUUAACUUCUACUUACUGUUAAAUUACUGUCCGUUUUAAGUAGUACACUAUGUUAAAACAAAUGUAAUGUUUCCCAUUUCUGCUUUCACAGUCAGCUAUCUCAUUAUGUGAAUCAGAGUGGUUGAGAAAGACAGACUGAAUGUUUGACAUUUCCAUAUAUGAUUAACGUGCCAAGUUUGUGAACAUCUGCUCCAAGAAGCUUCCGGUUUCUUUUUUCGUCAAAACAUGAGUCAAACAGGUUCAAAUAAAAGGUCAGGUCAUAAGAAUGGAAUCUGAGCCUACCUCCAGCCAAAGGACACACCUUGAAAAAACCCAGUAUACUCAUUAAAAACCAAGUGAAAAGUGAAAAGACGAAAGAAAGUCGAUCCGCAGACUGUUUGAAUACAUUGAUUUAAUGUUCAAAAUUUGCCCAUAAAUCACUCCAAUGGCACUUAUGAGACUGGGCAAUACUGUGAUUUCUGUAACUGAGACAAUGGCUGUACAGCCUUUAGUAAUGUCCAAGUUAUGCAAAAGUAGCACACAGGAAGAAACAGACAAUGGUCCCUGUAUUCUAACAUUAACCACCAGCUAAAAUAAGUACAAAGAAUUUAGAUAAUGACAAUAAAAAGUUCAGGACAAAGAAAUUGCUCGCAUGGGAUAAAAAAACAAGCAAAAACAGAAAGAAUGAAAAUGGCUACGUUUUGCAUGGGACAUGAAUAGGGAAAUGGCAGUAAAUAUCAAUAAUGGUGAUACUAGCAUAGUACCCUUGUUUUGAAUUGAAAAAUGCAUCAAUUUAUCCUAAUCUCAACCAACAACAAUUGGUUGUUAUGGAUUGCAGGGAUCAGAGUCUGAGCAGAGAGAAAACAGGACAAUACAGACUAAUCUAAUCUUGAGCUAACUUGUCUUCAUAAGUGACAGCCUCAAUUUACGUGGCUCCAUUUUCAUGACAUCAGACAUGAAACUUAAAGAGCUAAAGGGUUUUUGACCACAUUCUGGUUACCUUUGUAAUGUUAUUGCUGUACAGAUGAGGUAAAUCUGAGAAAAUAUUCAAAUCAAUCAAACUUUUGUGGAUCUCUACUCAGCAAAGUAAUUACAUUUUCAGAAACAGGUGAUCACUGUGAUCACAUCUGGAGCUCACUGAGGAACUGAACAGAUCAUUUUAAGUGUAGUACUGCACAGCUAUCCCCAUGAAUAAUGGGAAGCCACUAAGUACCCAUAACAGCAGUAAAGCAGACAAACCAAACAGUAUUAAAGGUUUUUACUCUAAGCACAUGUCAAUAUGGUCUACACAAAAAAAAAAAAAAAAAAAACCCAGCACAUUUCACUUCACUUCAUUGCAUUUAAUAAAAAAGCUUUAUUCGUGCACUUUCAUGUUAGUUUUGUCAAAUCAAAGCGCCUGAUCCACUUGUUACCAUCCACUCACUUCUAUUUGUGUGCUAAAGGAAAUGGUUGCUACUGAUGUUUGUUUUCAUCUCAGAAGCUUAACCCUGGUAACAACUGGCUUUGCUGUCAGGACAUCUUAAUGUGAUCUCUACACCAUGGCAAUGGUCUACGUGUCUACUUGUGGUGGCCUAUUGAAAUAUGUUUUUAUAUCAGCAGAAAUGCUUUGCUUUUGCAUGCUAAGUGGUUUCUAAAUAGAUGUGAAAAUUGGUUUGUGUUGCAAAUUUGAGCUUUCCCAUGUUAAGGUGUUUUGUUACACAUUUCAUAAUCUAAAAAAUCAAAUUAAGUGUUGACUUUAAAAGAACAUUUCAUAAUAGCCUUGUAUUCCUUAAAUGUUAAUGGAAUGUAUAUUCGUAUGAAUAAACAACUAGGUAGUGUAUAAAGAAAGUUGUAGAAAGAUGUAUUUGUCCGUCUAUAUUUAUUACAAAAUAAAACCAUGUCUUAGUGAUAAUAUCUGAAGUAUGAUUGUAAGCCUUGUUUGAGUUUGUCUUUGUGGGGAAAUGUGAUGGACUGACAACCUGUCCAGGGGGCUCCCUGCCUCUCAGUGAAAGGCGCCAGCCCCACUGUGACCCUAAACUUGAGGUUUGACGGAUGUAUAAAUCAAUGAAUACUUACAUGUUACUGCUGAAAACCAUGCUGGUAGAGUGCUUACAUUGUUUAACAAAUAUGACUUCAUCACCUGACCUUAUGUUAGUACAAGUAUGUACACAGUAUAUAUUGUAAUGAUUU
Messenger RNA from Menidia menidia (Atlantic silverside), 3059 nucleotides. Lineage: Eukaryota; Metazoa; Chordata; Actinopteri; Atheriniformes; Atherinopsidae. The record is from the annotation of a GenBank genome assembly.